AUGUGCCAAAGUCGGAAAUUUAAUAAGGAUAAAGUACAAUCUCAUCCAAAAGUAGAGCCUCCUCAUUUUGAGACUCCCCUAAUUGGACAAGGCAAUUCAGCUAUGUCUUCAAAAAGAUAUUAUGAGGCAAUUGAUCUGUAUACAUUGGCCAUAUCAUUGUCUGGAGAUAAUGCUGUAUAUUAUUGUAACAGGGCAGCCGCUCAUACUCAGGUUGGCAAAUAUAUUGAAGCUAUAGAAGACUGUAACAAAUCUAUUCAGCUAGACCCAUGCUACAGUAAAGCUUAUAGCCGUUUAGGCUUGGUUUAUUAUGCACAGGGAAAAUAUCAUGAUGCUAUACAGAAAGGUUUUGGGAAAGCUUUGGAAUUAAAGACACACAACACUUCUGUCAAAGAGAAUAUUCGAACAGCAAAUGACUAUAAUACGAGGGACUUCAAGACGGCUAAAGAUACACAUAUUCCAAGUACUGUUGUUUUACUUUCUGGUCCAGUGCGCCUUCAAGCACCAGCUCCAGUGUUUGACAGAGUUCCUGGCGGGGUAUCUAGUAUGUACAAAAGAGAAAUGGGCCUCCGUAGACUUUUCGUGCAGACAGAUAUUGGUAAUGUCUUGGGUAUAGAGGUGGACAGGGAUGACAAGGUUCAGACAAUAAAAAAGAAGCUCUUCCUCUUGAGUGGUCAGAGGGAGAUUGAAAAUGAAGCAUAUGCUCUGGGGGAUCCAACAGUAACCAUUGAAGAAGUGACACCACCUGUUUCACCUACUGGGAAACUUUACCCAUCUGAGGAGAGAACUGUGGAGCUCUUUGAAAGGAACACUUAUUCUGUGGUUAAUAUUUUUGAUGUAACCCUACGCCCUCAAUUGAACAUGACAGGAAUGGUUGAGGUUCCUGAAGGCAAUGGUUCUGGAAUAGUCUGGGAUGAACAAGGUCAUAUUGUGACAAAUUAUCAUGUGAUUGGUAAUGCUCUCUCAAAGAAUCCCAGCCGCAACCAAGUUGUAGCCCGAGUUAAUAUUCUUGCAUCUGAUGGGGUUCAGAAGAGUUUUGAGGGUACAUUGGUUGGUGCAGAUCGUACAAAGGAUCUUGCUGUUUUGAAGAUAGAUGCCCCCAAUGAGCUUUUGCGGCCAGUUGAAGUUGGGAAAUCAUCCACACUCAAAGUAGGUCAACGAUGCCUCGCAAUUGGCAACCCAUUUGGUUUUGACCACACUUUGACUGCCGGGGUUCUUAGUGGAUUGAACCAGGAAAUAUUUAGUAAAGCGGGUGUGACUAUUCGUGGUGGUAUUCAGACAGAUGCAGCAAUCAAUCCUGGAAACAGUGGUGGUCCUCUACUAAACUCUAAAGGAAAAGUAAUUGGUAUCAACACCGCAAUAUUUACUCAAACAGGGACAUCGGCAGGAGUAGGUUUUGCUAUUCCAUCUGACAUAGUCCUUAAAAUUAUACCUCAGCUGAUCCAAUCUGGAAAGGUAGUCCGUCCAGGUUUGAAUAUAGAGAUAGCUCCAGAUGCGAUUGCAAAUCAAUUAAAUGUCAGAACUGGGGCUCUUGUAUUGUCGGUUCCUGGUGAAAGUGUCGCAGCAAACUCAGGGUUGAUUCCAACAAAGAGAGGAUUUGCUGGUAAAAUAAUUCUUGGCGAUGUAAUAAUUGGAGUCGAGAAUUCACCUAUAAAAAAUGCUACAGAACUUUCCAAAGUUUCAGAAGAUUAUAGUGUGGGAAAUAUGGUGAUGCAAUAUGUAAAAUGUAAAAAAACAAACACAACACGAAACUUUCCUGGCAGACAUGUACAAAAUGUGGAAGCAUUUAAAAGCAUGCUGGAACUGUUCGAUUAAAAUGCCUUAAAAAGGAUGCGGUAUCAUGGAA
Cryptomeria japonica (Japanese cedar) is the source of this 1843-nucleotide messenger RNA. RefSeq names its product protease Do-like 8, chloroplastic. Lineage: Eukaryota; Viridiplantae; Streptophyta; Pinopsida; Cupressales; Cupressaceae. Gene Ontology annotation, biological process: proteolysis. The record is from RefSeq and is a predicted model, not a curated record. Gene Ontology annotation, molecular function: protein binding; serine-type endopeptidase activity. The coding region runs from base 1 to 1812 and encodes 603 amino acids. The transcript is spliced from 3 exons.